This is a messenger RNA of Wallemia ichthyophaga EXF-994, 1908 nucleotides long. RefSeq names its product mRNA-decapping enzyme-like protein. The transcript has 3 exons. Gene Ontology annotation, biological process: positive regulation of catalytic activity; deadenylation-independent decapping of nuclear-transcribed mRNA; deadenylation-dependent decapping of nuclear-transcribed mRNA. Gene Ontology annotation, molecular function: enzyme activator activity; mRNA binding. NCBI's taxonomy places the organism in Eukaryota, Fungi, Basidiomycota, Wallemiomycetes, Wallemiales, Wallemiaceae. Gene Ontology annotation, cellular component: P-body. Bases 1 to 1908 code for a protein of 635 amino acids. The record is from RefSeq and is a predicted model, not a curated record.
AUGGACGCUAGCCAAAAGCGGGCAUUUAAUUUAAGAGUGCUGAAGCAGCACGACGAAGCUGUGGAAGAUAUACUGGAUGGGACGUCGUACGCGGUACUGUACAGCUUCGUGGAAGGCGUUGGUUGGAGGAAGGAGAUGGUAGAAGGAUCCAUGUUUAUAUUUACAAGAAGCGUCAUGCCUAGAUAUGGCUUAUUCAUCCUGAACAGAUCUGGGCCAGAUAACUUUAUAACGCUCUUUACUGGCACAGAUGAUCUUCAACUGACGGGCGACUACAUUAUUUUCAGACCAGCCGACGAGGAUGCUAUAUGGGGCGUUUGGGUAUUCGACGCCACCCACAGACCUCGUAUAUCCAAGUGUAUUGAGAAGAUUGAGCGUUUAGCUGCGAAAGAGAAGUCAUCCACAAAGCCCAAGCAGGAUUCACUCGUUGAUCCUGCUAUUGCCAGUAUAAGCCAUUCCCCAGCUAGUGCACAGGACAAGGGAAAUCACGAGAAUAUCGAGCAGCAACCAGGCCAACCACUUUCAGUAGAUGAUCUUUUUGGCAACUUCGACAGCCCCGCCCUGUCAGCGGCGAACGCUGCACCUGCUCCAUCUACACUGCCGUCCGUCAGCCACAAGUGGGGCAAGCUACAGCAGUCCCAGCCUACACCAUCGCAAUAUGAGGACGUAAAGGUAGAUGGCACACAGCAGCUUCUUUCUUUCCUUGGUUUGCCCCCUACAGCUACCGUCGACGGCAGUAAUGGCGUCUCAGUGUCGAGUGUGCCGAGUGUGCCGAAUAUGUCGAGUAUGCCGAACAUGCAGCAGCAGCAGCAGCAACAGCACUCUCAGCAGCCUCAGUACGUUCUACACUCCACAAACAACCAACCACCCCCUCAAAUGGGCAUGUAUGGGCAGACAUUACCCCCAUUGUCGCCCUUCUCACCCGCUGUUCAUCCCUCGCAUACACCUCACACUACUCACUCCACUCAUACACCUCCGCUUUCUAUCCCUAUAGAUGCUCGCGUACCACAGCAACCCGCUCACAUGCACACUCCGCACAUACAACCAAGCGUCCCGCCUACGCCACUCCCCUUUUCCGCCGUGACUCCGUCCGCUACUCCCUCAGAGCCGCGCCACCCGAUCGUGCUGAAUGACGAGCUGGAGAGUCUCAAAAAGCUCACUUUCGAGGAGAAAGGGGGUGAAUUUGAGGCAGAAAGAGAGAAAGAAAGAGAGAGAAAAGGAGAGAAAGAAAGAGAAACUGAGAAAGAGGAAAAACAGAAGCAGCAGAGUUCACAAGCAGACACGACAGCACCUCGCAACCACCAAUUCAACAGGAAUUUCCCCCCAUUGGGCAUUUCCCCACCUACCGCACCUCGAGCAGAGAGAGAACGUCAGCAGAAGAUGAUGGAAAUGCAGCAGCAGCAAAAUGAUGACCUUAAACCCUCGCCUGGCCUGUUCAACCCUGGAAUUAGGACGCAGGUGAGGACUGUGCCAAAGACACGCAAACCUUCAGCUAUAGGUGGCAUGGGGAUUAUUCAACGUCCUUCAGUUAUAGAGUCACAAGGUAGCGGAGAGGCUGGGAACAUAGGCAAAGUGGGGCAGGCGCAAGUACCACAAGUGCCACAAUUACAACAAAUGCAACAACUUCCACCAUCACCUCAAAUGCCGCAAGUGUCGCAGGCACCCCAGCAACCACAAGUACAACCACCACAGCACAUCCAGCACCUAUACGCACAACCCUCACCACAUACAAAACCUCCGCAACACACACCAGAAGUGGCUAGGAUAAGCCCUCAAGUGGGAUUAGACGUGAUGACACCGACACUCACCCUGCUACGUCAUCCAAGCGGACAUAAGUUAGACGAAAGGGGAUUUAAGCAGGCAUUGGCGUCACUUAUAUUGGUGUGUGCAAUCGGUCUGUUGAACCCUUAA